UUCACUCAAGCAUGUGAUGUUCAUUCUCAACACGGCCCAGCUCUAGAACUUGCUUGCUAUUAUUUAAUAAGUAGAAACAUUGUAAAAUUUAUAGUUAAUAUUUUUAGCCAGAAAUUUAUUUAAAAUCAAUAUGGCACACGAUUUUCUCUUCAAAUUCAUCCUGGCUGGAGACUCGUCGGUCGGUAAGACUGCAAUACUGCAACGCUUCACGGACGCAGAGUUCAAAUCAGCGACUGAAUACGAGGCGACUGUGGGGGUGGAUUUUAAAACUAAGAAUGUUUCCAUUGAGGGCAAAGAGGUCAUGAUUAUGACCUGGGACACAGCCGGGCAGGAAACGUACCGUUCAUUUACUCGUUCUUAUUUCCGGGGAUCUGCAGUCGUUCUUUUAGUUUACGAUGUCACCAGCCGAUCCUCCUUUGACAGUAUUCCCUCCUGGAUAAAAGACGUUCUAGAACACGCCGACAACCCGAACCUCGGCCUCGUCAUUGUUGGAAAUAAGAAGGACUCCGCUUUACGAAAAGUACAAACCGACGAAGGCGCCGCGCUGGCCGCACAAAAUGGCGAUCUCCUCUUUUUCGAAACUUCAGCCAAAACGGGGGAAGGCGUUCAUGAAGUUUUUAUCGACGCGGCGAAACAAUUCUAUAAAAAGUUUCAGGAUGGUUUGGUCGAUUUUACGAGUGAUUCUCAAGGCUUAACUUUGGGUCCGAAACAGAUAAACCAGUCUGGAAAGUGCUCCUGUUAAUUGUUUUAUGAUGUUCAAGAAUUUCAAGUAUUUUUAAAAUCCGACAAAAUUUUAAUAUCUAAUUUUUAUCGAGAAAAUGAAAAUGUCAUUAUCUUCCCCACUUUGAACAACGCUCAAAAGUUCAAUUAAAUGCGUUACAAAAGCUUGUAUUUUACUAACCGAUACAAUCAAACAAUUAUUUGUUUACAAAAUUUACUGUUUGUUAACUUAGCAUUAAAUUUUUAUAAAAUUAACUCAGAUUUAGUUAUUUUAAUAGUUAAUUAUUUUAAAAUUAAUCGAUAAACUUUAUCCUGUUUGUGCUAAUAAAUAAACUAACUUUAAAAAAGCUUCCUUAGGUGAGGCGCUGCUAAAAGUGAAAAACAA
Folsomia candida is the source of this 1105-nucleotide messenger RNA. Its product is annotated as ras-related protein Rab-2. The transcript is spliced from 3 exons. NCBI's taxonomy places the organism in Eukaryota, Metazoa, Arthropoda, Collembola, Entomobryomorpha, Isotomidae. Gene Ontology annotation, molecular function: GTP binding; GTPase activity. Bases 131 to 742 code for a protein of 203 amino acids. The record is from RefSeq and is a predicted model, not a curated record. Gene Ontology annotation, cellular component: Golgi apparatus.